AUGUCGCGGGACUUGCAAUCCCGCCGGUUCUCCAACCGGUCGAAUCGCAGCUCACGGCUACCCGUCUACACUGACGACGACGACGACGCGGCGUUCGAAGCCUGGCUGCGGGAGCAAGAGCGGGAGGAGGCGGGAGGGGGUAGCGGAAGAGGCGGAAAGGCGGCUAAAACAGGGAAAUCAGAUGUCAAAUCAAGGAAAACAGAUGCAAAAACAAGCGAGAAAAGAGGUGGUGGUAAGGGGAAGGAGAGGCGAUCAGAGACGGUGAACGCAGAACCCUCCGCGUCUCCAAGCGCAGCAGGGGGGGAAAAGCUGGAUGGCGCAACGACGGCCACGGGGAAGGGUGGGAAGGCGGGGGGAAGCGGAAGUGCGGGGAAAGUCGAGGGGAAGACGGGGAGGGGUGGCGAAGAGGCGAUGGAGGGGGUGGAGGUGGGAGAUGAGCAGGGGGGGGAUGAAGAGGCAGCUAAGGUGGAUGCUGACGUGUCAGAGGAGGAGGCUGAGGGGGAUGCUGACGUGUCAGAGGAGAAGGCUGGGGGGGAUGCUGACGUGUCAGGAGAGGAAGCUGAGGUGGCUGCGGAGGACGAUGACGUGUGCGAGGUGUGCGGGGGCGAUGGAGAGUUGCUGAUGUGUGACGCGUGCCCCGCUGUGUACCAUCUGUACUGCCUGCACCCGCCUCUCUCCCACGUGCCUGAAGGCGCCUGCACUGAGCGGUUUUUGGGCGUGAGAGAGGUGGAGCAGGGGGGCGAGGGGGGCGGAGAGGGUGGUGAGGGAAGAGAGGUGGCGGUGGAUGGGGGGACCAGAGAGGGGGUUGGUGAUGGCAAGAGGAGUGGCGAUGGUGGUAGAGAUGGCGAUGACAGUGGAGGGCGGGGUGAGAGGAGGCGAGUGGAGGAGUAUUUGAUCAAGUGGAGGGACAAGUCGCACAUUCAUUGCACCUGGUAUACUCCUGUUCCUCUUGUUGAACCUCCCUCCGACCCCGUUUCUCUCCCUCACACACGCUCCUUAACUCUCAUUCGGACUACUCGGGUGGGAGCUACAGCAUUGGAGGCAGCAGCAAAGAGCUUUCCGGGGCUUAAAGCCCGGAUGAGGAACUACCUGCGGCAGAGGGCAGAGGCAGCAGCACAGAGCGCGCUGUACGGGGAUGGGGAGGAGGACCCGGAGGAGAGUGGGGCGGUGCCAGUGCUGCGACCUGACUGGCUGGUUGUGGAGCGAAUUGUCAACGCCAAGAAGAACCGCAAGGGGCAGCAGGAGUACUUAGUUAAGUGGCGAGAGUUGGGGUACGACGAGGCUACCUGGGAGACAGAGGAGGAUUUGCGGAGCAAAGGAAGAGAGCCGGCCAAUGGCAUGAAAGAAGAGCAAAAGGAGGGGUUGAAGGAUGGGGCGAAGGAUGGUGAUCAAGGGAAGAAAGGGUCAGGAGGAGAUGGAAAAGGGAAGAAGGGUGUGAGAAAGAAAGGAGAGGAGGAGAGUGGUGAGGCAGUUGUAGAAGGUUUCGAGGAGGCUCUUAAGGAGUAUGAGGAGAUGAUGGCGAGAGGACCUAAAGCAGUGGCGUGGGGACUGGUGGGCGGGGGAGAGGGAGCGGGUAAGGAGGCAGAGAGGGGAGUGCAGAAGAGGAAGCGAAUGGAGUUCAAGGAAACACCCGGCUUUCUGAAAGGUAUGCUGCACCCGUACCAGCUGGAGGGGCUGAACUGGCUGCGAUUCGCCUGGCAGCAGAAGCAGCACGUGAUUCUGGCGGACGAGAUGGGGCUGGGUGACUGGUCGUGUUCUUGCAUCCCUCGUCCCUCAAAAGCCGUCCAUCUGUCUCUCGCCUUCCACCCUCCGCAGGCAACACGGUGCCUCACUGCACGAGGAGAGGCCACCCCACCACUCCCUAGUGCCUCUCUCAUCUCAACACCUGCUGCUGCUGCCUUCCCACCGUCGUCCCUCAUGCCCACCCAUCCAUCGCAGGCACGACGGUGCACCGUCUCGUGCAACGGCAAGACAGUGCAGGCAAUCUCCUUCCUCGCAUCCCUGCACGAGGAGAGGGCCACAGCACUCCCUCACAUGGUGGUCGUGCCGCUCUCAACUCUGCGCAACUGGCAGCGCGAAUUUGAAACUUGGGCGCCCCACCUGCGCGUGGUGAGUGCACAUGCUCUCGUAGCCCCUGCUGCGCUAGGCCCCUCAAUGAUGUAUGUGGGAACAGGGGCAGCAAGAGCAUUGAUUCGAGAACACGAGUUCUUCUUCCCCUCCUCCUACACGCCUCCCCCUCCUCCUUCAACCAAGGAUACGCGCACGCAAGGGAAGCAGGUGAAGGGCGGGAAGAAGGGGAAAGGUGGCGAGAAAGGGAAGGGUGGAGAGAGCAAGAAGCGUGGACACAAAGGGAAAGGUGGGAAGGUCGGGAGGGAGGUAUCACGACAGGUGCAGCGGCCCAAGAGGAAACGAAAGAGUGGGAGGAUGGUGCUGUCUUCUGAGUCUGAGAAGUCUGAGGAGCCCUCUGGCGGGUCAGAUGGGGAUAGUGAGGAUGAGGUGGAAGAGGUUGGAGUGCUGGAGGAUAUGGAGGGAGGAGGCGAGGAGGAAAGGGAGGAGGAGGAAGAGGAGGAGGAGGAAGAGGAUGAGGAGGAAGCGGAAGAGGAGGAGGAAGAGCAGGCAGGGAAGAGUAGACGCAGGCAGAUGGGGACGAGGGCUUCCCACAGUGUUACGAGAGAGCAAGAUAGGGAGGCAAGGAGCAGGGGUGUGAUGAGAAGCGAUAGUACAGGGAGGGAUGUUAGGGGUCGGGAGAAGGGCAGGCUAAGAGAAGUGAAGGGAACGAAGGAUCGAGGGAAGAAGAGAGGAAGGGAGAUGAAGCAACAGCAGCAACAGAAGGGGCGGAAGCGGCGGAGGGGAGAGUCAGCAUCGUCAUCAGAUGAGUCUUCUGAUGAGGAUGAUGAGGAGUAUGUGGUGGUGGCAGAGGAGGGGAGUGGGGAGAAGGAGAGUGAGGAGGAGGCGAGUGAAGAGGAGGGUAGUGAGAAUGAGGAGGAGGAAGAGGAAGAGGAGGAAGAAGAGGACGAGGAGGAAAUGCCACUGAGCAAGCGGGCGAAGGUCAGGCGCAGUGGGAAAGGCACUCAUCGUGGAAAGCGCGAGCCACGCAGCGCAUCAGCAGGCAGAAGCAGGGGGGGCGGCAGCAUCAAGGGGGGCAGCAAACGCAUUCCCCCUGGUGGGCGCAUGCAGCAGCAACAGCAACUGUCCCGGCAGGAGCGGGUGAGGUUUGACGUGCUUCUGACGUCAUACGAGGUGGUGAACAGUGACUCGCAGCAGCUGAGGCAGAGCUAUUCGUCCCUGCACCGCCUGCUGCUCACCGGCACUCCCCUGCAGGUGACUAGCGAGUUGUGCUGUGCCCAUUUCUGGCAUGGGGUUGAAGAGAGGGUGGGGUGGUGGGUAGCGUUGGUGCGGUGGGGGUGCGUGGUGGUGGACGAGGGGCACCGGCUGAAGAACAAGGAGAGCAAGCUGUUUGGGACGCUGCAGAGCUACUCCUCCCUGCACCCCCUGCUGCUCACCGGCACUCCCCUGCAGAACAAUCUGGACGAACUUUUCAUCCUCAUGCACUUCCUCGAUGCCGAUAAGGUGAGCGAUGGAGUGGAUGGGGAUGAGUUUGCGAGUCUGGAGGGGUUUCAGGGCGAGUUCCAGCAGCUGGGGCAGGAGGAGCAGGUGGCCAAGCUGCAUCACCUGCUGGCGCCACACCUGCUCAGGCGGCUGAAGAAGGACGUGUUGAAGCAGAUGCCGCCCAAGAAGGAGCAGAGCCAUGAAAAUGACACCCUCACCACCACCUUAUAUGUUGCUCUCCAUUUCUCUUUCCCCGUCCACUCUCCACCCGGUAUUCUCCCAGGGCUGAAGAAGGACGUGUUGAAGCAGAUGCCGCCCAAGAAGGAGCAGAUUCUGCGUGUGGACUUGGCGCCGCUGCAGCGCUCGCUGUACCGAGCUGUGCUCACCCGCAACUACCAGGCUCUCACCAAGGCGUCUGGGCAGCAGGUUCUCACCAAGGCGUCGGGGCAGCAGGUACGUUUUACGCAGGGAACGCUGUACUUCUGCUCCUUACUUAUAGCAGCACUGCACUGUGCUCACUCGCAUCACAACUACCAGGUGCUUACCAAGGCGUCCGGGCAGCAGCGUAUACGGCUGUUACCACCCUUUACUUACCUUCAUCUCCCCUCACGAGUCACAGGUAUGCCUGACCAACACAAUGAUGCAGCUGAGGAAGGUGUGCUGCCACCCGUGCCUGGUGAAGGGCGCAAAGAGUGUCACCUGUUCCUGCUGUGCCCGGUAUCGCUGACCAACACAAUGAUGCAGCUGAGGAAGGUGUGCUGCCACCCGUUCCUGGUGGAGGGCGUGGAGGGGGUGCUGUCUGCAUCGCCUCUUCUCAUCUCCCGUUGUUAUUACCUUGCCUUCACCCCCCCCCCAGGUCUCCCUCACAAACACAAUGAUGCAGCUGAGGAAGGUGUGCUGCCACCCGUUCCUGGUGGAGGGCGUGGAGGAGCAGCACGGAGGCGGAGAUACCCCAGCAGAAGCCAGCCGGUUAGUGACGGUGGGGUGGGGGGGGGGAAAUGGCCGCACAGAGAGACCACAGCUAAGGAAGAUGUGCUGGCACCCGUUCCAUGGAAGGGGCACGAGGAAGAAGUGGGAAAGGAGGGUUUUCACUCACCCUCUCCUGCUGGCACACUCUCACUCCAUGUACUUGUCUUCUUUCCCCGGCAUAUGGUAGCAGCAUCCUACUGGAUGUCGGUGCGACUUUUGAGGCGCAUGGUGGUGGCAUCAGACAAGCUGGCUCUGCUGGAGCGAAUGCUGGAGCAGCUCAAGGCCGGGGCACCUUGUGCUGGUGCACUCACCUUGCCCCUGUUCCCUCCCUGUCCCUUGUUCCUCUCCAUGCACUUCCCUCCCAGGCGCAUGGUGGUGGCAUCAGACAAGCUGGCUCUGCUGGAGCGAAUGCUGGAGCGGCUGAAAGCGGGGGGGCAUCGCGUGCUGGUGUACUCGCAGUUCAAACGCAUGCUGGACCUGCUGCAGGAGUGGCUCAUGGGCAAGGUGGGUGGCUCAUGGGCAAGCUGUGCUGGUGUCUCUGUGCUGGUGUACUCGCAGUUCAAGCGCAUGCUGGACCUGCUGCAGGAGUGGCUCCUGGGCAAGUUCAAGCGCAUGCUGGACCGACCUGCUGCAGGAGUGGCUCAUGGGCAAGGUGGGUGGCUCAUGGGCAAGGUGGGUGGCUCAUGGGCAAGGUGGGUGGCUCAUGGGCAAGGUGGGUGGCUCAUGGGCAAGGGCUGGGGGUGUGAGCGCAUAGACGGCAGCGUGAGCGGCACGGACCGGCAGCAGCGAAUCGACCGGUUCAAUGCUCCCGGGUCUAGCCGCUUUGUGUUCCUGCUCUCCACGCGCGCUGGUGGGCUGGGGAUCAACCUCGCCACUGCUGACACUGUGAUUAUAUACGACAGUAGUGGUGGGGUGGCAGUAGUGCACCACUCUCCCCUCCCUCUUUUCCCCCCACCCGCUUACUCCCAUCUACCCCCUUUCCCCACUUUUCACCCAUUCUCCCUGCCCCAUGGCAGUGACUGGAAUCCGCAUGCAGAUCUGCAGGCCAUGGCUCGCGCGCACAGGCUGGGGCAGACCCAAACGGUGAUGAUAUACCGGCUGGUGACGCGGGCAACAGUGGAGGAGCGAAUGGUGCAGAUGAGCAAGAAGAAGAUGGUGCUGGAGCAUGUGGUGGUGGGGAAGCUCAAACAAUCCAACCUCAACCAGGAGGAGUUGGAUGACAUUUUGCGAUUCGGAGCAAAGGAGUUGUUUGAAGAGGAUGAUGAGGAGGAGGACGAGGGGAAAGGAGGGGAGGAAGGGGAAGAAGGGAAAGAGGCAAAGGAGGGAGAGGGGAAGAAAGAGGAGGAAGGUGGUGGGGAGGUGGCAGGAGACAAGGCUGGAGAAGGCAGUAAGGAUGCUGACAAGGACGCUGACAAGGAUGCUGACACGGAUGCUGACAAGGAUGCUGACAAGGAUGCUGAGAAAGGAGCAGCCGGGGACGAGAAACUGAAGGAGAAGAAAAAGCAGAAGGAGAGCCGGCGGAUCUACUACGAUGAUGCUGCUAUUGAGAGGCUGUUGGAUCGCAGCACAGUGGGCGAGGAGCAGGCGCAGGAUGAGCCGGACAAUGACUCAACUACCUUAAGGCAUUCAAGGCUGUUGGAUCGCAGCACAGUGGGCGAGGAGCGGGCGGAGGAUGAGCCGGACAACGACUACCUCAAGGCAUUCAAGGUUGCCAAUUUCAGCUUUGUAUCCGAAGCAGAUCAAGCUGAGGCGGACGCAGAGAAGGAGAGAGAGCUGGAGCGGGAAAGGCAAAGAGAACAGGAGUUGGCAGGGGAGGGGGAGAGAGACGGCAAACGCUUAGACGCUGCAGGAAGAGCCGCGUACUGGGAGUCACUGCUGAAAGACAAAUACGAGGCGGAACAAAUAGAGGCGUUUUUGGAGCUGGGGAAGGGAAGGCGGGCGAGACGACAUGUGGAUUACACGGUUGAUGGGGAGGAGGAGGGGGAGCAGGCGGGGGGUAAGAAGGGGGAGAGAGGGGGGAAGGGGGAGAAAGGGGGGGAAGGGGAGGGGGAUGAGGCAUAUGAUGAGGAUGGGGAGGAGGACGACGGGGAGGAUGGGGAGAGUGAUGUGGAGCUUGAGGAGGAGAGUAUGGGGAGGGGUAGGAAGAGGAAGGUUAGGUACGGGAAGCCGGUUCCCGCUACCUCUCCUGGUGUUGCUGUGGGAGGGGCGGGAGGAGGGGGGAGUGCAGGGGAAGUGAGGAGGAAAGUGUGGCCGUUGAUGGAGGGGGCAUGGCCGUACACCAAGGUGCUGGGAUUCACAUCCAAGCAGCGCAUGACCUUCCAACAGCUCAUCAUGCGGUUCGGGAUCGGUGAUUUCAGCUGGAAGGAGUUCGUGCCUCGACUCAAGCCGCGCACCCUGCAGGAGAUAAAAGAUACGAUCAUCGCUCUUCUAUCCUACGUGACCCACCUUUCAUUCAUUCUUGUAACCUCAUUCAUGCUUCCUGUGUCCCCUACUCUCGCUCCUCCUCCUUGUCAUGACCCGUCCCUUGACGGAGUUCCCAAGGAGGGCGUGAGUCCCAAGGAGGUGCUCAUCCGCCUGGCCCUUCUGCAUCUCAUUCCCCUCUCCUUCCCCUCUCACUUCCCCCAUCCCCAUCCCCAUCUCCUCUUCUCCUCCCUCCCCACCUCCUUCGUCCUCCCCCCGCCACCAGACGGAGUGCCCAAGGAGGGCGUGAAUCCGCAGGAGGUGCUCAUCCGCCUGGCCCUGCUGCACCUCAUUCGCACCAAGGUGGCCGCGGCUGAGAGCACCCGGGAGAGGCUGCGGGAGAGGGUCAGGGCGAGGAGGCUGGCCAAGGGUGGGAGUGCAGAGGGAAGGGGUGUGGAAGAGAGGGAUGCAGACGCGAGUGGUGUGGAGUGUAGGGUCGCAGAGGCAGCAGCGGGAGGCGCAGCAACAAAAGAGGCAGCAGCAGCAGCAGCAGCACCUUUUGGGAACGAAGAGGCUGUUAGGAAGGCGGGUGAGGAAGUGUGCGGAGGCACGGUGGGCGAAGGAAAAGGGGAUGUGCCUUCAGAAAUGGAGGGCGUGACUUUGGGUGGUGGGGAAGGGGAUGAGAAGGGAGAGGGGGGGCGUGGAGGGGUGGCGGGGGAAGGGAAGGGGGAUGGGCGUUCAGAGAUGGAGGGCGUGGAGGGAAAUGCGAAGGGGGCUGAGAAGCGGGAAGAGGGAAACGUUGAUCUGGGUAUGAAGGGAGAAGGAGGUAAGGGAGAGGGAGGGAAGGGAGAGGAAGGGAAGGGAGAGGGGGGGAAGGGAGAGGAAGGGAAGGGAGAGGGAGGGAAGGGAGAGGAAGUGAGGGGAGAGGGAGAGGGCGACAAGGGAGGGAGGAGAGAGGGCGAGGUGGAGGGUGGUAAGGAUGAGGGUGAAAAGAAGGAGGGAAGAAAGAAGGAGGGUGAGCAGGAGGACGGGUUGGAAAAAGAAGCAGAAGCGGUGGAGCUGGGUUGGGAGGAGUUGCUGCCGGGGCUACCAGAGCACCUGAAGAGUCACAGCCAGUUGGCGCCGCUGUUCCGCACGCGGCACUGGCGGGCCGAGCACGACCUGCAGCUGCUGAAAGGCAUCACCAAGCACGGCUACGAGUGGUGGAGUGGCGUGGCAUUAUCAAUGACCGCUCUUAGCCAUGCCACUUGCCGCCGGCACGGCUACGGGCGGUGGAGUGACAUCAUCAACGACGAUAAAUUGGGCCUCGCUGACGUGGCACGCGCUGAGCUGUCGCUGCCGCCCGCCCCGCCCCGCAACAUGAUUGGCCUUUCCCUUGAGGACAUCCCGGCGAAUCCACCUACCCCAGUUGCCACCUCGGCUGCCCAGCCCACCAAUCCUGGUGAUGCACCUACCAGACCUAGUGCGGUGACCACCAAUCCUGUUGCUUCGACCACCGGUCCUGCUGAUGCACCCACCAAACCUGAUGCUGUGACAACCAACCCUGGGGGAGUGGUUGGUGGUGGGGAGGUUGCAAUGGGUGACGUGGCAGGUUCUAGGGCGGAGGGGAGAGCAGAGGGGAAGGCGGCAACAGUGCAAGAGGGUGCUGAGGGGGAUCGCAUGAUUGCGGGUUUGAAAGCUAAAACAAGUGCUGCUGCUGGUGCCAGUGGUGCUGAUGGUGGUGCUAGUGGUGUCGAUGAUGCUGAUAAGCGCGUGACGAUGGAGGAAGGAACAGAGGGAGUGAAGGAGGAAUUGAAGGAAGAAGUGAAGGAAGAAACGAAGGAGGGAGCAACCACGCAUGCUGCUGCUGCUCCAGCGGCUACCACAGCUGCUGCCCUUGCCAGUCGCCUGCAAGCUACCUCCUCCGUCAAGGCCCCUCAGAACCAGUCCGAAGCUGGAUUAGCAGCAGCUCAGAACCGCUCUGAAUCUACUUCCCAGGAGCCGCAAGAGGAGGCGGAGUGUGACCCGUAUGUAGCGCUCAUCCGCCGGCUCAACGCAGAAGCUGAGGCAGCUGCAGGGGAGAAUGCAUCCUCUGAUUCCAAUGCCGAAGCGGAGGCAGCUGUAGCAGAGGGGGAUAAUCCACCUUCCGAUUCCAAGGUCGAGGCUGUAGCGGUGGGAGCGGCUUGGGACAAUGCAUGUGCUGAUCCUGGGGAGGAGGUUGUAGCAGCCAGGGAGAGUGUGAGUGGCCCUGCGAAUAUUGCCGAUGAGGCUGUAUCGACGAAAGGAAGAGAGGUUGCAUCUGCCACGCGCUCACGUGACCCGGCUGUAGCAGCAGCAGGGAGUGAGACAGCGGAGGUGAGUGGCGCUACGGCUGAUGCUUCUGCUAAGCUCAAAACAAUACCUUCUGGAGCAGCAGAGCGUGAGAGGUCAGGCGCAUCUGGUGCAGCAGGGCCGUCUGGUGCAGCAGGGCCAUCUGGUGCAGCAGGGCCGUCUGGUGCAGCAGGGCCGUCUGGUGCAGCAUGGGCGUCUGGUGCAGCAAUAGAUUGUAGUGAAGAACCCAAGGCUGUUGCUAGCACUGCCGCUCCUGCUGCUCCUGCUGGUUCUGCCACUCCUCCUGCUCCUCCUGCAGGGUCUCUUUCUGCUGACGGUGGUUCUGUGAAGCAAAUCACGCAGGGCCACAAGGAGCCAACCACGCAGGGUCAAUCAGGCGGUGGUGUGGAUGGCGGAGGCAGCGCUGUGGGGAAGGAUCACGGGGAUGGUGUCAAACAAGCACGGGGACCCCGAGAGAAAGAAUCACCUCAAGAGGUGCAACAGACGAGGAUCCGAACCGUAAAGGGGCGAGGAGAGGGGGUUGAAGCAGAGCAACUGAAGGGAACAACGGAGUCCAGAGGAGGGGGGAAGACAAAGCAGAGGCAGGAGAGUGAGGAGCCCCCAGAAGGAGGUGAUGAGAUGGUGGUGGAAGUGUCACCAGAAAGAGAGCACUCUGUUGUUCAAGUUCCUGUAGCACCCCCGAAAAAGUCUCUCGCAUUGACCCAAGAGUUGGCUCGAGUGCCAGCAGAGAGAGGGGAGCCGGUUGUCAAAGAGCCUGUUGCGCCUCCAGAAAAGGCAAUGGGAUCUGGCCAGGAGGCCGCUGGAGUGCCAGCAGAGAAUGACAACACGGUUGCGGAGCCGUUGCAGUCACCUGAGAUACCGCCUGCAGUGCCUUCAGUGGCAGAGCAGGGCAGUGCGGGUGUGCAAGCGACUGGCGCCCCUCUCAUCCACGCUGGGGGGAAGCACGCGGCAGGCAGCAAAGCAAGUGGUGCUUCAGGGCCUGAUGAAAAUCACGCUGUUGUGGAACAGGGUGGUGGGAAGAAGAGUGUGGAUGGGAAGCGGGCUACAGAGGAGAAUGGUGAGCAGAGCUGCUCCGGUGAGAAGCACUCGGGUGGUGCAGGCAAAGAGGAGGCUCAUGUGGAGAGCCCACUUGAUGGAAGGUCCCAAAAGCAGGAGGAGCAGCAGCAGCAGCCGUUGGGGCAGCAGCAGCAGCAGCAGCAGCAGCAGCAGCAGCAGCAGCAGCAGCUGGUGUUACAAGGGGAAGGUGUGCCGGAUGUGAAACAAGAGCAGCAACAGAUGAGUGGAGCUGAGCCGGCAGUGGUGGCUGUAGAUGAUGAUGAGGAAAUAAUUGACUUGUGUGAUGAUGAUGACGAGUGA
Molecule: messenger RNA, 10584 nt
Organism: Closterium sp. NIES-65
Lineage: Eukaryota; Viridiplantae; Streptophyta; Zygnematophyceae; Desmidiales; Closteriaceae
Source: the annotation of a GenBank genome assembly